Alosa alosa (allis shad) is the source of this 2472-nucleotide messenger RNA. Its product is annotated as cytochrome P450 2F2-like. The record is from RefSeq and is a predicted model, not a curated record. Lineage: Eukaryota; Metazoa; Chordata; Actinopteri; Clupeiformes; Clupeidae. Bases 446 to 1927 code for a protein of 493 amino acids. Gene Ontology annotation, molecular function: iron ion binding; heme binding; oxidoreductase activity, acting on paired donors, with incorporation or reduction of molecular oxygen, reduced flavin or flavoprotein as one donor, and incorporation of one atom of oxygen. Gene Ontology annotation, cellular component: intracellular membrane-bounded organelle; cytoplasm. The transcript is spliced from 9 exons. Gene Ontology annotation, biological process: xenobiotic metabolic process.
UCCAAUUCAAUGUUGUCAAAUUGACUUUAUGCUACAAACGAAGUCAAUAAAAGGAGCAAGCACGCUCAGUUUCCUGGCUCUUGAAAAGGAGUUUGGCUGCCUGUUUAAUCUAUAUUAACACUGAGGAAGUACAACACAUAGUGAGAGCAGAACAACCCCCACCAAUACCCUCUUUUAGGCUACAGGUAUACUCCUUCAAUUCAACUUCACUUUACAACAAACAUUUUCUGAAACUUCACACACACAUGUGCACACACACACACACACACACACACACACACACACACACACACACGCACACACUACAUAUCACAAGGCCUACUCUCUCUCUCUCUCCCUCUGUGGGUCAUGGUCUUGUGUACUUUGGUUAAAUCAUCAGUGGUGCAAAACGCUCUCUCUCACACACCUACCCACACACACUUGCACACACACACACGCAUUCAGCAUGGUGGGAGCUGUGAUCGUCCUGUGGCUGAGUGUCUGUCUGCUCCUAUGGCUGCUGAUGGGGUCGCGACCCCAGGGAUUCCCCCCGGGCCCUGCGCCUCUUCCUCUGAUUGGCAACCUGCUCCAGCUGGACCCCCAAAACCCCCUGAAGACCCUGUCCAAGUUGGUUCAGCGGUAUGGUCCUGUGUUCAGUCUGUAUAUAGGCACUCGUCCAGUAGUGGUGCUGAAUGGCCAGCAGGCGUUGAGAGAGGCACUGGUCACCAAAGCAGUGGAGUUCACAGGACGACCUGACCACAUCAUGAUCAGCCACAUGACAGAAGGAAAAGGGGUGAUUCUGGCGGAUGUUGGCCCUAGUUGGCGAGAGCACCGGCGUUUCGCUCUGUCCACGCUGAGGAACUUUGGUCUGGGCAAACGCAGCAUGGAGCAGCGCAUCCUCGAGGAGCUCACACAUGUCUGUGCUUUACUAGAGAAGAGUGCAGGCGGCUCAAUGGACCCUCAGCAUCUUUUCCACCAUGCGGCAUCCAACAUCAUCUGCUCCAUCAUCUUCGGCUCUCGCUUCGACUACGAUGACCACUACUUCCAGACCCUCAUCACAAUGAUGGAGGAGAUCAACAAGCUGGCCAUCGGGCCCUGGGCCAUGCUGUAUGACGUGGCGCCAGUGUUGCGGGCGCUCCCUCUGCCCUUCAGGAAGGUGUUCCGGUACUAUCAGCGGCUCAGGGAGCACAUGCAGCAGGUCAUCACACAACACCAGCACCAGAGUGCGGCACACACACACGAACCCAGAGACAUGAUAGACUGCUACCUGCAGGAGAUGCAGAAGAGGGCAGGCGAUGGGUCUUCAUUUGAUGACUCCCACAUGGAGAGUUUGCUGAUUGACUUGUUCGUCGCUGGAACAGACACAACCUCCAACACACUUCGCACGGCAUGUCUCUACCUGAUGACACACACACAUGUACAAGAGCAAUGUCAUCAGGAGAUUGACGCCAUGCUGGGCUGUCGUGAGUGUGUGUCAUUUGAUGACAGACACACCAUGCCGUAUGUGCAGGCGGUCAUUCACGAGUCGCAGCGUGUGGGCAACGUAGUCCCCCUCAGUGUGUUCCACACCGCCACAACACACACACAGCUCCAUGGAUAUACCAUCCCUAAGGGCACGAUGGUCAUCCCUAACCUGUCCUCUGUGCUGAGUGAAGAGGGCCAGUGGAAAUUCCCUCAUGAGUUUAACCCUCACAACUUCCUGAAUGAGCACGGAGAGUUUGUCAAACCUGACGCCUUCCUUCCUUUCUCAGCAGGCUCCCGAGUGUGUCUCGGGGAGAGUCUAGCCCGGAUGGAACUCUUCCUCAUCCUGGUGACUGUGCUACGUCGGUUCCAGCUGGUGUGGCCAGACGAUGGGGGUGUGCCCGACUACGAGCUCAUCUUUGGGGCCACUCAGUCUCCCAAACCCUAUCGGAUGGGCGUCCGCUUACGACCACAGGUUGGGAACUAGAACAUCCAUCCAGAUCUACUCCUGCCUGCUGGGAUCUAGAACAUUCAUCCAGAUCUACUCCUGCCUGCUGGGAUCUAGAACAUUCAUCCAGAUCUACUCCUGCCUGCUUCUUGUCCCCUGUCUUCUGCAGAUGGACAGCUAGCGAAUCUGAAAUAAUCUCAAUACAAGAGGCUACGUGUAUAGGGACUACAUAUCUGUAGGAUUCCAGUUGAACACAUCAUUACUUUCAAGAUGGUAUUCCUCCAUUGACUUGCAUUGUAUUGAACACAGCACCACAUGUGGCAUUACAAGAGAGCUGGUCCAGCAAUUCUUUUUGCAUCACAUGACAUCACUGUAACUUUCAAGUGCCAUGUUUGUGCUUAUGGUGUGUCCAUUGUCACCGCCCACGGCAUUAAUUCACUAUGGUUACCACUGUGCUUCAUGACUAGAGCAAAGGGAAAGUCACACAAGCAGAUUGUGCAGUACACUUUAUUUUAUGUGCUGUUGGCUGUAAUAGCAUUACUUACUUGUCGUGAUCAAAAAAAAUAUGUUUGCUCUCCUGGUGA